GGAAAGCUCUAUUCACUCAGUGCAUGACGUCACUUUUUGCGUUUGAGAAAGAGCGUUUCAAUGCGUAUGAUAUCAAUACGUCCCGACAUGGCCGCGCCCAGUUUGUGCCGCUUCAAGUGCCGAGUGUUUUACAAGGCAGCUGUUUCAAACUUUUACACGCUACGUUCGGCAAAUUUAUUACCAUUAGAAUGCACCGUUCAAACGUCGAGACACAUGCGUUUAUUCAGCGACUCAGCGAAACAGCAAAAAGAAUACGACAUUGUCAUCGUCGGUGGAGGCAUUGUUGGAGUGGCGACUGCUAGAGAACUGUCGUUGCGGCAUCCGAAGCUCAGGCUUGCUGUUGUAGAAAAGGAAAACAAACUCGCGGCUCACCAGAGCGGCCACAACAGCGGAGUCAUCCAUGCUGGCAUUUAUUACGCUCCCGGAUCGCUGAAAGCCAAGCUGUGUGUGCGAGGACUGGAGCUGGCCUAUAAGUAUUUCGACGAGCACAACGUACCCUACAAGAAAUGUGGAAAACUAAUCGUGGCUGUCGACCCAGCGGAACUUCCACGAUUGGAUGCAUUGGAAGAGAGAGGCAUCAAGAAUGGUGUGAAGGACUUGAAGAGACUGGAUUCCCGAGAAAUUAAAACCGUGGAGCCAAACUGCACGGGCUUGCAGGCACUGUGGUCCCCGCACACGGGUAUCGUUGACUGGGGAGAGGUGACUCAAUCAUACGGUCGUGACUUCAUCAGCCAAGGUGGAGAUGUCCUGCUGAAUUUCCCUGUCCGCGCCAUAGAGACCGUGGCCGAGAGCCAGUCCACAACAGGGGGCCUCACACACCCUGUGAGGGUGGUCAGCGACAAGAAGGCAGUCCACUGUCGCUACGUUGUUACCUGUGGUGGCCUCUACUCGGACAAAUUGGCGGCACUUUCGGGCUGCAAUCCAGAGCCGAAGAUAGUUCCAUUUCGUGGGGAGUACCUUGUUCUCAAGCCAGAGAAAGCAGAUUUGGUACGAGGAAACAUCUACCCAGUUCCAGAUCCCCGUUUCCCUUUCCUUGGUGUACACUACACACCCAGGAUGGACGGCAGUGUCCUUCUGGGGCCAAAUGCUGUGCUCGCUUUUCGGAGAGAGGGCUACGGCUACUUCGACAUCCACAUACCAGAGCUUUUGGAUGCAUUGACUUUCAGGGGUUUUCAAAAGCUGGCCGUUCGCAACAUCUCCUAUGGCUGGCAGGAGUUCUAUCGGGGUGUGUACAUCAGGGCUCAGGUGAAGCAGCUACAAAAGUACAUCCCACAACUCCAGUACUCAGACGUCUCACGGGGCCUCUCUGGUGUGAGAGCUCAAGCCUUGGAUCGUGAUGGAAAUCUAGUGGACGACUUUGUUUUUGACAGUGGCGAAGGCGAACUAGCCAAACGCACCUUGCAUGUUCGGAACGCCCCUUCCCCAGCAGCCACAUCAUCUCUUGCUAUUGCUGAGGUGGUUGCUGACAAAGUGCAAGAAACGUUCCAACUGUGAUAAGAAGUUAGAAUUCAUUGUCACUGAUUCUGUUACAGUCUGUGACAUGGCAGCUCAUUUUCUGUCUACUGAACACUUAAUGGGGCCUUGAAACACUUUUUGAACUAGUAAAAAAAUAUUUGCCGGUCUGUUAACGAGGCUCCUGUGAACAUGUGAGCCAAAUAUUAUCGCACUGCACGCAGCAGGGAAUCUACAAUCUCGUGUCAAAAGAAGUGAAGGGUUGCUUGCUCUUGCAUGCACAUUGUUGUUAUCGAAAGCAUUUGACGGACCAACACUAUUGGCCGAUUUUGUGAUCGCAAGAGCAUUGUUAGUAAUACAUCAUUGCUAAUUUUGAGUUGAAAAAUGAAAGAUAGAUAUGUCUGCGAUCUCAAGAAGACAGAAAAAUAAUUUCAUCUUUGCACUGCGCGUGGCCUCCCAGAUGGCAGCGGCUUGCCGUGUACCCUAGUCUACCACGGCUGCCACGGGGUGUCGCGAUGAGCCCUUUUGCCAUCGUGACCCUCAACUUUUGGCUGGGGCUUUGCCUUCUUGGCUUUUCUGCUGUGUAGCUUCCAGCAUGCUAGCAGAGAUGAAAGGAGAGAGAAAGUCGGGUGUCUGUGCAAUAACUCCACUUAUAGUUAAAGGAUGUGAAAAAUUUUUGUGGCAUGAGGUUCAUAGAAUGACGUACAUUAAUAGUGAAGCCAUUCUACGAUUAGUGAAAGUGUUUCAGGGCCCCCUCAAAGGGACGCUAAAGAGAGAACACUGGAUCUGUUUAGGUUGAUAAAGUAUUCUUUCAAACGUCUAUUUUCAAUACUUUCGUGGUAAGAGGCUGAUAACUAGCAGAGAUAAUGAAGGCCAUAACUCCAUUUUCCGAAUUUGGCGCCGCAACCCCAGUGCCAUUAAGUCAGUGUGACAGCACAGAAUAUAUUUUCUUGUAUUUGGGUCAUUGUUUAGUGCAGUAAAAUAGUUAAGAACUUGCUAAGUUCAGUCUUUGGCUUUGUUAGAAUACCAUGUAGUCCACCAUUAACACUAAAAUGUUAACUGGGCCUAAGCAGGUGCCAUCAAAAUCCACGCUGUCACAGUGAGUUGCUGUGGGACUUACAAGGUGGCAUUGCCACCCAUCUUUCGUUUCUGUCUUUUCUGGAUUAUUAUCCCUCCUGUUAAACUAAGGGUCUUGUCUCCUUCCCCUCCGUUGUAGAAUGGUACUGUACGAAUACAGCUCAAAUUAUUUUUCUCUUUAGUGUCCCUUUAACGUAGGAAGUGGUUGUGAAGAACAAAUAUUGUUGACUAAUCAUUUCAGGGACAAUAAAUACCGCCAGUCAUUGUUUUCUAGUCAUAAUGUUCUACCUGUAUUUUUGAAAAUAAAGCACUACUUUUGCUGCCAA
Messenger RNA from Dermacentor andersoni, 2855 nucleotides. RefSeq names its product L-2-hydroxyglutarate dehydrogenase (gene L2HGDH). Gene Ontology annotation, molecular function: (S)-2-hydroxyglutarate dehydrogenase activity. The record is from RefSeq and is a predicted model, not a curated record. NCBI's taxonomy places the organism in Eukaryota, Metazoa, Arthropoda, Arachnida, Ixodida, Ixodidae.